This is a messenger RNA of Daktulosphaira vitifoliae (grape phylloxera), 363 nucleotides long. Its product is annotated as ATP synthase subunit d, mitochondrial-like. Gene Ontology annotation, molecular function: proton transmembrane transporter activity. The coding region runs from base 1 to 363 and encodes 120 amino acids. Lineage: Eukaryota; Metazoa; Arthropoda; Insecta; Hemiptera; Phylloxeridae. The record is from RefSeq and is a predicted model, not a curated record. The transcript is spliced from 3 exons. Gene Ontology annotation, biological process: proton motive force-driven ATP synthesis.
AUGGAAAACCCUAGUAAGUCGUCUGUUAAUUGGAUUGCUAUUAGUGAACGUGUUCCCGAAGCUGAAAAAGCUGCUUAUUUAGCUUUUAAAGCUAAAUCUGAUGGGUACCUCCGAAAGUAUAUGCAGGAAAUAGAAGAAUUUAAAAAGGUAGCUGCCUCUAAUAUUAAAGUAGCAGAAUUAAGGAUCGAGGAAAUUAAGAAUUUGUUGCCAUAUUCCCAAAUGACUUAUGAAGAUGCUGCUUAUAUUGAGCCUGAUUUGACAUUAGAUCUUGAAAACAAGCCUCAUCAAGAAAUUGAUUAUGUAUUUGACGAGCCACAAGAAGAAGGGUCAGGAAAACAAAAAAAAGCUGAAGCUGGUCAUUAA